Messenger RNA from Salmo salar (Atlantic salmon), 10288 nucleotides. Its product is annotated as forkhead box protein O6. Gene Ontology annotation, cellular component: nucleus. Lineage: Eukaryota; Metazoa; Chordata; Actinopteri; Salmoniformes; Salmonidae. Gene Ontology annotation, biological process: regulation of transcription by RNA polymerase II. The record is from RefSeq and is a predicted model, not a curated record. Gene Ontology annotation, molecular function: RNA polymerase II cis-regulatory region sequence-specific DNA binding; DNA-binding transcription factor activity, RNA polymerase II-specific.
AAUGUACUUAUAUGCCCAUUGUAGAGGAGCAUGGACAUUAGCAUGACCUUUCCAUUCCUCAUCUCACUCUCCAUGACUCUAAUAAGUGUGAAAUCAAUGCGUAUUCCCCAAUGCCAUGUUCAUGUAUUUGACAACCAGAACACACAUCUAUUCCACCUUAUCAUCUUCUGCCACCCAAAGAAACAGCCUAGUACGGGAGAAUCUUCAAGGAGAUUUUUAUCAUCCAGACAGUGUUUAACUUGUAAAUAGGAUUAAGCGGGCCAGUAUCGUAUUAGUUAAACCUCUCACUGUCGGAGCCCUCGAAACAGAGGAGAGAAGCUGUUACCUGCGCUCCACUUUUUUCCCAUCUCCUUUCCAUUCUGCUGCAUUCCGUCUUAAUUAUAGCCUCUUGGCUCCACUCAUCUUUGUGCCUCUGAGCAUUAUGUUCAUACCAGGAGGGGCCUGUGCCAAGAUCUGUGCCACAAUAAGCCUGACUCCUUGCCCAGGGCAGGAAGUAUUUAAGUCAGCCUAAAUUGGGCCGGUGCCAUAGAGGGGGUGAAAUCCAGACUUGCCUACUCAGGAACAUUCUUGAUACUUGGAAAGGAAAAGGAGCCUCUCUCCUUCCUGUGUCAUUGGGAGCCCAUAUGCUUGGUGAGGGAGGCAAACUGUGACUGAAGAGGAGGGAGGCGUUUUCCUAGGACGGACAUUGGUCUCCCCAGGGCCUCCUUGUGGCUCCUCCAACUUCCAGUCUUCUACUCAUCCCAGUACCACCAGAGCGACAGGGGUACAUGGCUCACUUAUGUAAAGUUGUGAGGUUACUGGAGGUGGGAAGAGGAAUGAUGGGUGGGUCUUGGCUGUGGGGAAGUGGGAAGGAACCCUUUUAUUUAUUUUUAAUUUUUUGUAAGUGAAUGAAAUUCUACUGUGUGCUUCUUCGGUGUGUCAAUUUACAGGCACAAAACAUGCCUUGUGCUGUUGUGGAGCAGCUCUCAGCCCAGCUCUCAGCCCAGCUGCCCCGCUUGCGGCUGAAGUGGUUCGUUGUGGUGAACAGGCUUUUCUAAGAUCAGCCACAGAGAGCGCCUGCAACCAGCCCUCCUGCCUCGGAAUGUCUGGUAUGGGAACCAGUGUAAAGCAGCCUGCCUGGCUACGUCUCCUGACAGUGACAGGGCCUCCCUCUGUCUCUCCACCUCUUCCUGGCCUUCCUUCUUCUCCCUCCUUAGGUGUGGUCCUCUUCCAAAGCCUCUGGAUUGGGUGCACUGUCUCUCAUCACCUCUGAUUAGUUUGUUCUUUGUCUGAGUAGUUGUUCUUGUUGUGAGACAUGUUAUGCAAUGCUGGCCGAAACUCCAUAGCUUGGAAAUUGUAACUUUUCGGUUUCUGUGAAGAGUGGAUAUCCACGCCCCGCGAAAAUCUAACUAGCAUAGUAAAAAAAAAUCCCAUAAAAUCUGUCUGUUAAGGUAGAGAUACAGUAUUCGUUUUUUUGGUUGCAUGGGCUGCGUCUCAAUCUACCACAUCCGUUGAUGUCGGCCUUCAUCAUCUGCGGUGAAAGGUGGCAGAGCUACAGCGGUAUUUGUUAGACUAGGAGACAUCCUGAAAAUCGGUCUUCUCACCAAAACGUCUGUAGCGUCCGAACGGUUUGGCCUAAACACUAAUAUGACCCCUCUAUGGAAAGGUGACACUCUCACGAACACGUUGGUUGUUUUGCUCUAGGAUGCCCACAAGACUCAUCUGAAAAAAGGUGGUUCAAUAAAAUUAAUUUCUUGAUUUUAUAUAUCUCAGAUAUAGGACAGACACUUCAAAACAAACUUGCUUUUGAUUUAUUAUAUUUAAUUAUUUAUCUGUUUAUCCAUGUAUGAAUCUGUUAUUCAAUGCGGUUCUAUGGGCUAACAGCAGUAAGGCCAAAUUCAAUGUUUCAUCAAAUAUAAUUGUUCGUUAUUUUUUGAUACCCAAAGGGGCCUUACAUUUCUAACUCAAAUGGCUAAAUGAUCCUUGGUAUGAAUAUCUUAAAACAAUUCCUUAUGUUAGCUUAGUAGAUCGCCCCCAAGCUUAGACUCUGAGCGGUUAAUUAAUUAUUUAAAUUAAUAUGAAUAAAAUGAUUUUAUGUUCAGAGGUUUUCCUCUAUAUUAGCGAUAUAAUAUUAUGACUGUGUUUAAAUGGAUGGGCAAUAUUUAUUGGUCAUACCAUGACACACUAUGACAUAUCCUUCCAACUCACACAUGUGCUACAUUUGACAUGUACAAUUUCACAACUGUGACUGCAUUUUGUAGACGUGACUGUGCAACUUUAAAUGUACUUACUGUAGUAGGUGUGCUGGGUGGGGAUUUGGUAGACAAUCUCAGUUUGAACUUUAAAUAGAUGUUUUUGUGGGUUGGGAUCUUUGUGGCCACUUAUAUCACUCAAGGAAUAUGUGAGCGCGCAUAGUUUUUUUUAAUGUGUGCUGUCAGUCCCUCAAGUAAACAAUGCUAUUCGACCCACCAUCUAGUAUUGUCCUCAGAAUCAAAAGCUUCUGCCAAAACCUUCAAUCAUGGGUAAAAUGAUGUAGAACAUUGACAACCCCUUUUACAGAACAUAUAAAUGCAAUGUGAAGUAAUUCACAGGUGUGUGUGUGUGUGUAUGUAGCAAUGACUGUGGGUUGGUAGUGUAGACCUACCUAUCACAUAACUGGUGCGUGCAGACAUUCCGUAAUGGCCACGACAUUGCCCAACUACUCACCUGAUCCUGGGUUGGUUACUUCAUUAGACAAUGGGCGGCAAGCCAACAUGCAGUCUACAGGUCCACCCUAAACAAUUUCAAGAUGGAAGAUUACAUUUUAUUCCUGACGAAUGGAUUUUGUAUUUUUUUUUAAACAGAUAUUUAAAAGUCACUGCCCAAAACCUGAAUCUAUCCUGUAUUCUAUUGAACACUGUAUUAAUGAGCAACCCAUGUACAGUAAAUUAGAUGUGUCCAUGUGUGUAAUAACUGUAACAGAAUUGUAAAGCAAGUUUUAUUUAUUUGGUGAAAGUACAGUAUGGGUCAGAUAUGUUGCACAGCGUUUGGGUAUAUGUUUUCCAUUCCUGUGUGGUUAAAAAUGCGUUAUGGGUUAGGCAGCCCCUAUGUCUAUUUUUACUUUUCUGGUUUUAUGUAGCUUAUAGGGCUAGUGUCUGUUUUUCAAAACGCUAACCCAUAUGUUUUCAGUUAGACAAUGAGAAUGAACACCAGAGUGUCUGAUUUCUCUAUUUCCCUGACUGUUAAAUUUUGCAAGUCUGGAUUACUAAUGAUGUAAAUACCCCAAGUCCGUGAUGACUCUUUGGUUUUGUUCACCCUUGACUACUACUGUCAGUGGCAAAUGUGUGACGCAGACGCACCACCAAUACAAUUAUAAAUUAUCAGUCAAAAUAAACGAUACUACAUAGAUUACGCCAUUCAUCUGAAUUAAUCCCUUAUGCCAUAAAUUCAGCCAAUGGACAACGUGGUAUGAAACACGAUAGCCAAUCGCAUCUAAGCAACUGAGCAAUGCGCCCGCCCAGCUGUCAAUUUGAUACAUGAGGAGGCGGUGCCAUACAGUGAGGCGUGGUCGGAGUCCCCUCGGUCAAUGUAGCAACUGGUAGUUAAGCACACAUGGGUCAAACACGGGCUGCCACUGGGAGUCUGACAUCCUCAACAGUCAUGCCUGCAGCGUAGAAAGAAACAGGCUGCUGUAACGCAUCGAAGUUUGGCAAAUGCGAUUUUAGAAAAUUAUGUGCUAAAUUCUGUGCUACCUACAUUUUUUCCAGUGAUGGGGGGAAUAGAACAAAGAUAAUUGAACAGCAUGUAGCUAUUGCAUUUGUUCCUCACUCAUAUCGGAUUAUAAUCUGGGGUUACCUAAUCUCUGGUAAUCUGAACUAAAUCUAUCUAAUUGUGGUAGAAAACUACACUCCCGCUGUUCUGGUGCACCAUCAGAGACGCUUUGCGCAUCAGUUGGUCUUUUUGGACACCAUGCCGCCAAAAAGAAAUUAUCAACUGAUUCUCCAAGACUGAUCAUAAGGACAUUAAGAGAGUAUAUCUGCACCAAAUUCUCGUAAGAGUGAAAUUAAGGCUAAUUGGAAUCUGGAGACCGAAGGUCGCAUUAAAACGCGCAGCAGCUGCUUUUCCAGAGAUUAAGAACAUGUAGCAUAUUUUUCACGUUGAAACAUUUUAUUUGCCAUGGAUAUUUUUCUAACGUUUUAUGAUGGGGUUGAUAUUAUAUGUGAGAGAGUUCGGGCCGGGGUGUUGUAAGCGUGUUCUGGGAGUAAUGUGCGCAUCAUCCAAUGGCAGCAUCUAUUCCACACAACAGCGUCAGCACGUCAUCAGUUCACAUCUACGAAACGAGUUUUAUUAAAUGAGGACAUGUGAGGGGAUCUGAGAGUAAGAAAAACAGAUUGGAGAUUAGAUAGGCUGCGUGUUAGAAAUACUAGAGGCGAGCAAGACGUGUGAUAAAUCAUUUCAUCAAGUGGACAAGAACAGACCGAUGCUGGACUGUGCACUGUCUGGAAGAGUGUCGCUUUUUAAAAUACACAUGCGACUCGAUUUUUGUAAAAGUAUCAUUGCAAUUGAAUUCGGAAUCGUUUGUGUGUGACUGUGAAUGGAUUUGCAUUUUCCAGCCUUAUUCCGUGAAGACUGGAAUAUGUAAUGUACGAUAAUCACACAUCAUCGUUUGGCUGUGCUGUCUGGGCAAUCUUGUUGAUUUAAACAUUAUUCCUGUCUAUGUUUUGGCGGAUUCUUUCGACGGCUCUCUGUGCAUCUCCAUUCUCGUUAUAUGAGGUAUCAUCUGUUGCUGCAGCCGGAUUAACUGACAUUGUCAUGCAUUUGGAUCGAAUUUAGCUGCUGGACAUGUGGGCAAUCAGCAAUUCAUAAUUUCCCCAAUUGAACAUGUUUUAUUUCAGGUAAAAUGGGAGAACGAUUAUUGUUACUAUUAUUGCUACUCUUAUCGUUACAUGCGGGUCGGUGAUAGCCUACUGCAGACGAGCCAUUCAAAAUCGUCCAUCUCCACAGCAGCCGGCUUCUCUGAGAUUUGAUCGUUACUUUAUUGAAUCAGACUGUAAUAUCCCCGUCACGAUACGGAUUUCGGCUUGAAGUAGGUCUAGUAUUGGAGACAAUACGGGAAUUGUGGAGGUAUUGCAUUUCUUUCUAACCCGGUUAUUCCUUCACAACUGAGGAUAAAUGUUGAUGAUGGAGGACGACGAAUUAGCUCAUCAGGUUGAUUCGGAUUUCGAGCCGCAAAACCGGCCUCGCUCGUGCACUUGGCCACUGCCUUGUCCGGAGGAUUUCCCCGAAGUACUGGAAGUCAAUGGGGGUCUUCCACUGACCACCAUCAAGGUGGAACCAGAUGACAAUCUAUCCGUUUCAGCGUGCAGAGCGGGGAGAAUGGGUGGCACGCCGACGGAACUGAAGCAUCCAGCAGUCGCCCCUGCUCCCAUCGGCGCGACGCACCCAUGCUUGGCCGGCGCGGCACUUGAUGUGACUGGACAAUUGCGCAAAGCCAAAUCCUCGCGGCGGAACGCAUGGGGUAACCAGUCGUACGCGGACCUUAUCACACGAGCCAUUGAAAGCACCCCUGAAAAAAGACUCACGCUAUCACAGGUCUACGAUUGGAUGGUCCGCUAUGUUCCCUAUUUCAAAGAUAAGGGCGACAGUAAUAGUUCAGCUGGAUGGAAGAACUCCAUCCGACACAACCUGUCCCUCCACACACGCUUCAUCCGGGUGCAGAACGAAGGCACGGGUAAGUCCUCUUGGUGGAUGCUCAACCCUGAAGGGGGCAAGAUGGGCAAGGCCCCUCGCCGGCGAACCGUCUCCAUGGACAACAGCACCAAGUACCUGAAGAGCAAGGGCCGGGUCAGCCGCAAGAGGGUGGGCAGGCCGGGGAUUGGUUCUGGGGCUCAAGUGGGGCUCCAGGCUUCCCCUGAGCAGGGUAGCCCACCGGGGAAGGUUCUCCCAGGCAACAUAGGGGGAGCUGGGGGUGUGGAAGGAGAGUUUGACGCCUGGACGGAGCUCCACUCCCGGGCUAGUUCGUCCACUUCGACCCUGAGCGGGCGCCUCUCGCCCAUCCUGGCCGAGGGCGAGCUGGAGGAGUCAGAGGAAGGCGGGCUAUCCUGUUCGGCCUCGCCCCACCUCUACCCCUCCCCCUCCUCCAGCGCCCGCUCCCCGGCUAUGGGGGCCGCGGGAGGCCACUGUCCACCUGUGGAGCAGCUGCCCCAGCUGGCUAAUCUCACGGGGGCGAUCAGCCUGGAGGAGAGGCUCCUGGAGGAAAGCUACCACCAUCAUCAUCCUCACCCGGUGGCAGGCCACAAACUUCCCCCGGUCUAUCAUUACAACCCUGGGGUUAAAGGUCAGGGGUCAUACUGCGGUGCGGUCUACAGCCAGGCUGGGAUGGGCAUGCUGCGCCACCACUCGCCCAUGCAGACCAUCCAGGAGAAUAAGCCGGCUAGCUUCGGCGGCACCAUGCGGGCCUACUCAGGGACCAACGCCCUGCAGAGCCUGCUGACAGGGGGCCACGGAGGGCCACAGCAGUACUGUGCCAAGGACAUAAUACUGGGCCAGGAGAGAGAUGCCCACCCCAUGAUGGGGCCCUCCACGAAUGGAGUGAGCUCCACCCAUCACAGCCAUCACUCCGGACACAACGGACAUGCAGCACACAGUCACAAUGGCAGCCACACAAACCACAACUCGGCUCACAGCCACAACGGCCACAACGGUACUCAGAGUCGUAACCUCAACCCUGUGACCAACCACAACAACCACAACUCUCCUCAUCUUGGCCACAACCUCAGUCAGAACCACAGCAUCCACACAACACACACACCGACUCAAGCCCCAGCCCCAGCCCUGGCCCCACGCAUCAGCAGUGGCCACCUUCAUCCCUACAGCCACAAAGCCCCCUAUCUGUACAGCCCCCCGUCCCACGCCCACCUCCCCGCUUCCACCACCCUGCCACCCAACCCGGCCGGCAUGCUGGGGAUGCCUCAGGACUCCUGCCACCUGGCCACCGCCCCCCACCCCUUGCACCCCUGCCACAACACUUACCCCAGCCCCCAACACCAGGGAAUGGGGAGUGGACUGUACCACCACCAACGGGGCAUGGUGGGAGGCGGCACAGGAGGCAGCUACCAUGGUAGCUCAUACCACCAGCCUCACCCCCAUGAGAGACUACCAGCUGAUCUUGACCUGGAUAUCUUCCACGGGAGCUUGGACUGCGACGUGGAGUCCAUCCUCCUCCACGAUAUCAUGGACUCCGGAGAGGAAAUGGACUUUAACUUUGACAGCUCCUUAGCCCAGGGGGUGGGGGUCGGGAUGGGGAUGGGCAUGGGGGUGGGCGUGGGGGUGGGCAUGGGCAUGAGUGGACUGGCAGGCCCUCAGCAAGCCCACAACAACCAGAGCUGGGUGCCCGGCUGAGACGUUUCCCGGAGUGCUUCCGGGCAGGCCUCAGAAAAGACUCCACUACCCAGAGUGCUGCAGGCCAGCCCUCACUGCCCCUCAGAUAGACAGACUCCACCCCCUCCCCACUAACAUGUUGGGGAGCACUGUGCUUAACUGUGUCAUUCCUGGACUGAAAACAGAGGAGAUGGGAUAAACACUGUCACUCACUUCCCAUACCUUUCUAUGUUGUGUUAUAAAAUGGCCCCGUCCUAUUCCUCCCUGCCCGGACUCCCUCUGGAGAUUGUAGCUCACGUCACAUUGGUUUUUCUCACAUCAGCUGUAUACUGUGAUGACAAUCUCAACUGUGUUGUUGCCCAACAUUGUCCCUUUCUCAUCUACUAUCAUGAGACCUGAACUCACCAAGCACUUUAAAACAAGUGGGUCAGACUCCACAACUCACUCACAAACAGACCUGGGUUCAAGUACUAUUCAAAAUCCUUUCCAUCACUUUAUCUGGGCUUGAUUGAGUUUGCCUGGUGCAAUGGAACCAAUAGAAUUGUCGCAAAAGUGCAAACCCCGUCUAUCUUGCGAUCCAGGCAGACUACAGCAAACGCUAAAUGGAUUUUAAAUAUCUCAAAUGGAAUUUGGACCCAGGUCUGCUCACGUAGCAGGCAAAUUCAUGCAGAGUUUGGCUGUUUGCAAGGCGGGUACGGUAUUUGACAUACCAUUUUGCUGAACAAACAAAGAAAGUGCAAGAAUCAGGAUCUGUAGAUACAUUCGUGGCAUAGAUUUAUAAUGGGGGUUGCUAUGCUGCUACGUUUACUGCCAGUGGGAAGCAGGGAAAAUGUCAUCAAAGAUUUCUGAUUGAUUGCUUAUUUGGUCUCUUUGUCGUUGGCUCGUAUUAGGUCAAAUCAAAUUAUACAUUUUGGGAAAGACUCUUACAACGACCUGUGCCUCCUCACUGGCCUAAUUGAAAACUAUAAUCUGGUGCUUUACUUGACUGUGCAAGUCAAAAUGUAUGUUAUAUUAGUCAGUUGCAUUAUGUCAAUUGAAUUAAUCUUUGGAAUAUUCAGAAGGCAAAAUUCGAAAUGGCGUAUCACCUUGUCUCAACCAGGGGUUUCUUUUUUCUUUGUGGCGCCAGCUUUUUUUCUUUAACUGUUCUCUCUCUCGUCUCUCUCUCUCUCUCUCUCUCUCUCUGUCUCUCUCUGUCUCUCUCUCUCUCUGUCUCUCUCUCUCUGUCUCUGUGCCAACGGAGACAGAGUGAUCAUCCCUCAGACCGACCCAUUAAACUGGGGCUUGAUUGAAAUUCAGCAUCUUGCUUUUAAUCUCCAAAGUGAUGCUGCAGCCAUGCAUCAUUAUCGGGAAUCUAAACGCAACAGCCUCCCAUCCCUCUCUUUCUCUCUCUCUCUCAUCUCUUUCUCUCUCACCCCCGCAGUUGUCGCUAACGUAAUGUGCUGACUGAUAGCCGUGAUUAACGCCUAGUCAUCCUGGCCUGAGGGAGACAACGCCGUCCGUUUUGUCGGUUUGUCUGUUCGGAAAGGGCACUGAUGGGAAAAAGAACCCCACACAAAAUAAGUAAACACUGGUUGAUAGGUCAAAAACGAGAUAAUCACAUAAUCAUGAACCUUUCCCCGUCCUUUUUGGGGCGUGUGUGUCUUAAACGGGUAGUGUGUUUGUGUCGUAAGUCAUCAUCUUCGUCAUCAUCAUCUGUAUUUUGUGUUCCCUUGCACAUGUUAUGAGGUCGUCUGACUGUUUUGGGCAUGGUGGGAGUUUGAGUUUUGACUGGUUCUCUGGUAUAAGGUACUGUACAUAUAGGCGGAGAGGGGUAGAAAAGACUACGAACACAAUCAGCCAAUCGGAUUGGCAUUAAUUUCUGUCAGACAGGGUUGUUGUUCCUUCCUACCUUCCUUCCCCCCAUCUCCACGUUCAGCGUGUUUCCCUUUUUGUCGUCGUUCUCUCUUGUUGUCGUUGUAAUGUUGACGUUCUGAAGGGACAUACAGGGACAGGGUGGAUACGGCAUGGUAAUGUGUGAAGGCAGAUAUCGGGAUUGUGAACCCCGCCCCCUCCACACCCUAUACUCUAGGCUACACCCGUCCCCAUGAAUUGGACGACAGUGUCUGUGUAUAUGUGGGGAGUCUAUUUACUGUAGCUCUAGCCACCACACUCUAGUUCCACACAAAGCCUCGGGACAGGAGAGAGCCAUGGGUCAUGUUCAUUAGGGCACACGCAGCACACCAUUCGAACUGUCUUAACGGAAACCGAAAAUGAGUGUUUCUUAUUGGACAAAGUCCAGGUUGUCCCGCUCCGAUUCAGUCAGUUUUUGUUCGUUUGAUGCCUAAAGAACAUGAACCAGCUCUCCUGUCUCCCUCAGUAGACACGCUCUGCUGUGGACUGUACUGAGUACUUCUAACAGGAAUGUCCUAAAAUGUACACCGCACCUGAGAUUUCCUAAUAUGUACACCGUACACGGGGCAUAUCAUUACAGCCAGAGGUCAAGUAUGGCACGGACUAUCAGGCCCUAUCCUCGAGAUCAACAUCCUUAUUCUUAGGAUGUCGUCUCUUGUUCAAUCUCAGUCUGUGAAGUAUGUGUGGAAGGUAUUGGCGAAAUGUUAUAGCCUGCGCUAAAAAGGUUUAGUGACGCCCCGAUAUUGGGAAAAUAGAGCUAUAUAUAAUAUAACAUUUUAUUAUACACAUAUUUAUUUAUGAAAGAGGUGGGUCUUUGUCACCCCCGAGUGUGGUAGUUUGUGAGCCAACUCCAAUUGCCCUCCCAUUUUUUUGGUCUUUGUUUCCGCGUCACACUUUCUUUAUAGUUGUAAGGAUUUUAUUUUGUACAAAAAUCUAUAUAUUGAGGAUAUUGUAUAAUAGUUUUUAAACUCAAAAAGAAAUGAUUAAUUUUGUUGUCUUUCUUUUUUUUAAGAGAAUGUAUCUUAUCUGGUGACUGUUAAAUAAAUGACAUGAAAAGAAA